CUUGCAGCAGGAGCUCAGCACCAAUGGCAGCGCGUUGCAUGGUUUUUUUCAUUUUCGCGGGUUUUUGCUUCAACCAGGCUCUUGCGCAUCCGCGAGACUCGAGCGGCGAUAAUCUUGUGCCUCACUGGCAGUUUGAUGACACGUCGCACUGGAUUCAAUUCGAUUCCCUUAUUUACCUAGACGUGUGGACGGACGGACGACACGUUCGAACUGCAGAGUGUAGAGAAGAGCGGCACACAAGCGAGUCAAAAACCUGUGCAUCAAGAUCGAGAUGGGAACGACGAUGCAUAACUAUUUCGGAUUUUAUGUUUACGAUAAAUACAGAGUGAGAAUACGUGGUAACUGGAACAAGGGAUACUUCAAAGACACUAACAAUGAUCAAAACAGGUGGACAAAAUGGACUGCAUUUGUUCUCCCUCACGAUAUGCAUGAUCACGACAAAGACGGUCUUCCGAAUGCAGACACUCAGUCAUUUCAUACUAAUGGCAUCGAUUGGCUUUGGCCACGGGAAGCCGCUUAUGCUGCUCUACGAUUUGGAUCGUGUCAUGGCACAGGGAUUGGUAUCCCUGAUUCGACAUGGUACACAUUUCCUACAGUCAAAGAAAUUACCACAACAUUGAUUCCUCUGAUUGAUGUCAAUAUCCCACUAGCCAGGACGUUUGAUAUAUCAAAUGUAAGAGAAUGGUCUGGUGAUGUCGAUUAUGGUGGAAUAGCAUUCGUAAACGGACGUUACACUCCUACAGCUCUCGUCGUGGGCAAUAACAGUAGACUGUGUUACGAUCCGUGGUACACUACCGAGGCAUUUAUGAUCAAUCACGAAAAGCAAUACGAGUUUAGUAUCUGGAUCUUGAGUACAGGGUCUGAUCUCACCAACUACUUUGGAUUCUUCGCAUACGAUAAGAACAAUAACAUAAUCAAAGAAGGAUCCAUGAACAAUCCGUACUUCAAAUCUGCAAAAGUCAAUCAGACUAAGUGGCAACGAUGGAACGGAUUUAUCCUACCUAGUUAUACUGAACGAAGCAAGCAAGACCCGAACAAUCCUAUGACUAACGUUCCCAAGCAUUUCACCAAUGGAAUCGCCUGGAUUUGGCCGAGCAAUGCCAGAUAUGCGAAACUGAGAUUUGGCACUUGCAUGGAUAGCGGUGACAGGACGGGAUCGACCUAUUAUGCUCUCCCUCAGUUAAUAAUGUCUGAUCUCCGAAUGUAGGGAGGAGCAAAUGAGGAACUAGAGAAAAACAAAUUAUGACUCGAAAUUGUUUGAUGUGAUGUAUACAGUAUGUGUAUGCAUGCUAUCUAUAUAACACGAUGGAGUCAGAA
Messenger RNA from Corticium candelabrum, 1317 nucleotides. RefSeq lists its product as uncharacterized. NCBI's taxonomy places the organism in Eukaryota, Metazoa, Porifera, Homoscleromorpha, Homosclerophorida, Plakinidae. Bases 272 to 1207 code for a protein of 311 amino acids. The transcript is spliced from 4 exons. The record is from RefSeq and is a predicted model, not a curated record.